Messenger RNA from Hippoglossus stenolepis (Pacific halibut), 1421 nucleotides. RefSeq lists its product as uncharacterized. The coding region runs from base 264 to 881 and encodes 205 amino acids. The transcript has 4 exons. The record is from RefSeq and is a predicted model, not a curated record. Lineage: Eukaryota; Metazoa; Chordata; Actinopteri; Pleuronectiformes; Pleuronectidae.
UUGUUAGUGUUUCUGAUCAGUUUGGUUUGGAUGAGUUCUCUCCAUCAGGACGUUAGUAAACUGGUGGAAUGCUGUGAUCAGGGUCAGAGGUCGGGCUGAGGGAACGAGUCUCACUUCCUGUUGAGCGUGUGAGGAAACUGGUUAGAAUCAUCAGAUCUUCUGUUUACGACAGCAUCACCUCGAGAAACAGGAAGUGCAGAGCACUUCUCUCCGAGGAAGACGAGGUGGGCUCACAGGGUGUCGGUCGAGAUCAGGGUCUCGUGAUGGUGGUGGUGGUGGUGGUCUGUGCUGAGGCUCUGCAGGUGACGAAGGUGAAGAAGGUGAAGCUGGGUCAGAACGUGACGUUGACCUGCUCUGAGAGCGGUUCAUACCCUCACUGGAGCAUGGAGAUCUACAGUCAGCUGAACUGCUGCAUCGGUCAAGCCAUGAACGAUGUGGACGUUUCAUUCAGCUGCCACAGCUUCAAGUCCAAGUUCUCUCUGCACAACAACUCUCUGACCAUCUCCAACGUCAGCGCUGACGACUGCAGACGAUACUUCUGCUCCAGGAAGACCAGCGGCAGCUUCGUUGACAUCAACACCUUCCUCCUUGUCUCAGAUGUUGUAUCCACGACGUCCUGCAACAUGUCUGAAGCACGAUGGCCGAACAGUCCCGUCAUGUACGCAUCUCUCAGCCUGAACAUCGUCUUCAUAGUUACGAUGAGUGUGAUUGGCUCGUGGCUUUGUUUGAAGAACAGAUUGUGGGUGAAUGACCGUUCACCUGUCGCUCACACGCCAGAGACACCACAGUAUGAGGAGAUCCAGUUUUACUCGUCCUCAGUUCUUCCACCUGCUGCUCCAGAGUGUGUUUACUACAAAGCUCAGCUUCCUGCUCCACACUGACCGUCUGUACCUGGUCUGUAGCUGGUCUGUAGCUGUACUCACCUGGUCUGCUCACCUGUCUUAUUUAUAUUAAAAGAUUUUCUAUUGAAGAGAUUUUCUGUUCCACUUCCUCAGGUGACGAUUUUUCAUGAAAACCUUUAUUUUAUAUCUGGCUCCUGGUAAAGAAGAAAACAACGGGGGAGAAUCUUUGUAAAUGAUCAUUUAUAAUUUAAUAGAUUGUUUCAAACUAAAUGGGUAAUUAUUAGGGUUGAGCCGAAUACUGGGAUGAAACGAGUAUCCGGUACGGAUAAUGAACUUUUACGAGCACGAGUACCACUCCGAGUAAAAUGUGUCAAUAUCCGUACUCGUGAUGAAUGAAAAAGUUCACUGCUGCUGCACCAACAGCAGCGCCACACAACACGAUGUUGUCACAGCCGCUCUGUCCACAGGGAUACUGACGCACACACACCACAUAAUUAACAUUGUGUUUUACCUUGUGUAGAAAUAAAAAAUACAUCACCCCCCAAAAAAAAUCCCUGUGAUCAUUCAAACACACAAACA